AAACCCGACUCCAUACGCUCUACCAUGUACUGUUACAUUUUUACAUUAUUUCCGGUAGAUUACGCUAUCAUUCCGUAACGAAUAACGAGUGUGAUCAAUUUUGUGAGAACCUGUACUCUCCUAAAAUGAGUGUUUGGGGAUUUAUGGACUGAAACGAGGGAAGUUGCUGGCAUUAGAACUGUUCCUGUGUUGAGAAACAACAGAAAAUACAUCUCAACACCCAUCAUCAGCCGUAAUUUCUCAUUCAUUAACACUUAAAUGAGUGCCGACGUUAUCAAACUGACGCGGAGUCGUGGGAAUGGCGAGGAAAAAUAACGCGGCCACUUAUGGAUUGGUUUCCAACGAAAGGAUUUUAUGUUUGCUUGAUGUCUGGAUUCUUUAAAGCAGGUGUUUAGGGGUCCGUGUAACCACGAAGGAAGCGUCAGCUGUAGUUGAUCCUCAGACAAGAAGCCUCAUUCUCGACAGGAAAAAGUGAUCAACGAAGACUGAGGUGUUACCUCUCCAAGGGCCCAUGGAUCUCCCUGUGGUGUUGUUUCUGCUGUGGGGACUGUUACUGGACUUGCUGAGUGGUGCGGUGGGUAGCAUUCUAUACCGUGUGCAUGAGGAACAACCUCCGAGCACACUGAUUGGCAGUCUGGCGGCUGACCAGGGCCUACCAGACACUGGACACCUGUACAAACUGGAGGUGGGCACUCCCUAUCUGCGGGUGGAUGGCAAAACUGGAGAUAUCUUUACCACUGAGAUCCCCAUAGACAGAGAGACAUUGAAGGAUUGUCGUAAUAAAGGCAAGCCCUGCUUUCUGGAGUUUGAGGUGUCCGUCACAGACCUCAUUCAGAAUCAGAGUCCACGGCUGAUAGAGGGAAGGAUCGAAGUGCAGGAUAUCAAUGAUAACACACCACAGUUUCCCUCACCUGUCCUUACCCUCUCAGUUCCAGAGAACACCCACGUGGGGGCGCUCUUCUCAAUUCCACUGGCCACUGACAAAGAUACGGAGAGAAAUGGAGUAGCUGACUACACCCUAACAGCAGGACCAGAGGCUGUAGCACUCUUUGGUCUGCAAGUUGCAGAGGACCGAGGUGAAAAAUUACCUCAACUCAUUGUAUUGGGAAGCCUUGAUCGAGAACGGAAAGACUCCUACGAUCUCACCAUCAAAGCUGUGGAUGGAGGCAAUCCACCUCGCUAUAGCAGUGCCUUGCUGAGGGUCGUCAUUGCUGAUGCCAACGACAAUGCACCCCAAUUUGAAAAAUCCUCCUACGAAGCAGAGGUCGCAGAGAACAGCCCAAUUGGACACUCUGUGUUACAGGUGAAGGCUAAUGAUUCAGACUUGGGUCCUAACGGUGAGAUUGAAUACAUGUUGCAUCAGGCCAUUGAUCCUGUGCCAAAACUUCUCCGGAUAGACCGCUCAUCAGGCAUCAUAUAUGUCAAAGGCCCAUUGGAUCGUGAGGAGAUCAACAAUUUGAAGUUUUACGUCGUUGCCCGAGACAAAGGCCCCUCACCCAAAAGUUCUAAAACAUAUGUUUCUAUUGAUGUAACCGACCAGAAUGACAAUGCACCAGCAGUGGAGAUUCGAGGCAUUGGUCUUGUGACCCAUAGUGAUGGAGUAGCAAACAUUUCAGAGGAUAUGCCUGUAGGCACUGCAGUGGCAUUGGUACAGGUUUCAGACAAGGAUGAGGGAGAGAAUGCCGUGGUGACAUGUGUGGUUGCUGGUGAUGUUCCUUUCCAGCUUCGGCCAGCCAGUGAUUCAUCAGUUGACAACAAGAGGAAGUAUUUUCUGCAGACCACAACACCUCUGGACUAUGAAAGGGUUAGGGACUACCGGGGGGAGAUAGUGGCAGUGGAUUCAGGCAAUCCGGCUCUGUCCAGCACUAACUCGCUAAAAGUCCAAGUGACUGACACAAAUGACAAUUCCCCCAUUUUCUCAUCGACUCUGUUUGAAGUAGAGUUUGCUGAGGAGAACCAGCCAGGAGAAAAGGUGGUAGAUGUAGUCGCCUCAGAUGCAGACAGUGGCACUAAUGCAGAGCUGGUCUACAGCAUUAUUGCGGACUCUUCAACAAGGGGACUUUUUGAGAUUGACCCUAACUCAGGUGAAGUACGUGCUCGGAGCCCUCUUGAUCGUGAGCACAAGGAGCGCUACGAGUUCCGUGUUACUGCAGCAGAUAAAGGGGUUCCCAGUCACAGGGGUACUGCCACAGUUGUAAUCAAGGUACUUGAUCGGAAUGACAACGAUCCCAAGUUCAUGCUGAGUGGAUACAGCUUCUCAGUCUUGGAGAACAUGCCACCCCUUAGCCCUGUUGGCAUGGUAACAGUACAGGACAUGGACGAGGGGGAGAAUGCUCAAGUGCAACUUUCUGUGGAACCUGAUGUAGGCAAAUUUGUGAUCCAGAAUGGUACUGGCACUAUUCUGUCCAGUAUCUCAUUUGACAGAGAGAAGGAGAGCAGUUACACAUUCCGCUUGAAAGCUGUAGAUGGAGGGGAUCCACCAAGAUCAUCCUAUGUUGGCGUGACCAUCAAUGUCCUCGAUGAGAAUGAUAAUGCACCUGUUGUCACCAAACCAUCAAACUCAUCCUUCAUACGUCUAUCUCCCAUGGCUGCUCCAGACAGUGUUGUGGAAGUGGUCGAAGCGGAGGACAUUGAUUCCGGUUCCAAUGCUGAGCUAGUAUACAGCAUUGCUGGGGGAAAUCCACAUGACCUUUUUUACAUCUCUCCAUCUAAUGGCGAGAUCACAUUAACCAAGGAACUAACUCGGAAACACAGUGGUCUGCAUCGACUGGUGAUAAAAGUGAGCGAUAGGGGCAAACCUUCCCGUCACACCAUUGCCUUGGUACACAUUUACGUAAAUGAAACCAUUACCAACGUAAGUUACGUGGAGGCACUUGUGGGGCAUAGCUUGUACACCCCACUGGACAUGGACAUUGCAGGAGACCCAGAUUAUGGUUUGGCUGCCCAAAAAAGCAACAUUGUCUAUGGCAGUUUAGCUGGAGUGGCGGGAGUGGUCACUGUGAUUGUUGUAGUGGUCUUCAUCAGGCAUCGCCUUCAAAGAGAAGCUAAGAGUGGUUAUCAGGCUGGCAAGAAGGAGACCAAAGAUUUGUAUGCCCCCAAGCAAGGGCCAAAAAGUGGCAAGGGGAGAAAGGGUAAAAAAGGUAAACCACCAAAGUCACCUAAACCUCUUGGAGAGGAUGAAGAAGUCAGCCUUCAAAAGAGUCUGAAAUUUAACCUUGAUGGGGUCAACGACAGCCCCAGGAUCCAUUUGCCUCUGACAUAUCCGCCUGGAAGCCCUGACCUAGGCAGGCACUACCGUUCCAAUUCCCCAUUGCCCUCCAUCCAGCUCCAGGCCCAGUCCCCAUCUGCCUCCCAAAAGCAUCAGGCUGUCCAGGAGCUCCCAGCUGCCAACACCUUUGUGGGAACAGGCGGUGAUGACAACUCCACCGGCUCAGACCAGUACUCGGAUUACAGCUACAAGACCAAUCAACCAAAAUACAGCACAAAAACGCUCCCGCAUCGCAGAGUGACGUUCUCAACAGCCAAUCCCAUGCAAGAUCAGCAGGACUCCUCUCAGCAGAGUUACUACGACAGUGGUCUGGAGGAAUCUGAGACCCCCAGCAGCAAGAGCUCUUCAGGACCACGUAUCGGCCCCCUCGCCCUGCCCGAGGACCACUACGAACGGACCACCCCUGAUGGCAGCAUCGGAGAGAUGGAACACCCAGAAACCGAUAUUCGCUCACUGCCUGAUGUUGCCAUGACGGGAAACUGCAGUCAGGAGUGCAGCGAGCUGGGUCACUCAGAUUCCUGUUGGAUGCCCGGUCAGCCUUCGCCCGUCCGCAAGACCCACAACCCCCCUAAACUGUCCACGUUUGUGCCUUAUCAAGAGAGGGGGAGCCUGGGACGCCUGGCCAACGGGAGUGUGAGGCUGGGAGGAGAGGAGAACAGGCCACGCUUCCCACCUUCCCAUAGUGCCUACUCCAGCAGUGACCACACCCCCAGUGACCACGCCCCACUGGAGGAGGUGCCUCUGAGCGUGACAUCAGAGUUCCCGCCUACCAGCCCCCCCUCCAAUCACGCCUCGAAAAGAGAGAUAUACCUAUUCAGAGAAUCUCUGGGGGACCAUUUUGACAAUGACUAUCUAGUGUGCUCAAGGACCAUAUAUCUGAUGGACAUUAUCAUUACUAUUGCAUCGCCUCAAUAUCUCUACUUUUUCCGCACCUACUGCAGCACAGUACCUGCCCAGAUCCCGGCGCUUGGGCGAGCGUGCUUUGUCUGCAGGGGGUUGACGAUGGGCAUUUCCUUAAUUAGGGUGAGUAAUGAGUGUGGUGCAGUUGGCAUAUGCGAACACUCCAGCCCCCAAAGGAAGCACAGAUCACAGAAAAAGAUCCCGGUCCAAACGCUUCAAUUGUUUAGCGAGUCGCAUUUUUCACUGCACUUACCUCAUCGCGACUGCCUUCAGCACCUCUCGCCGAAUAAUUAAGGCUGAAACGUAUGGAAAUUACUGGACGUAGCCAUGAUUAAAUAAGGCGAAUGAUUAUCCCGCCCUAAGGAAAGAAAGCACAUUAUGCUGUUUUCAAAGCCAUUUAGUGACUCUGAUAGGGAAAAAAAAAAUCCAGCGAGAGUCAUGAUCCAGCGUAAUUAGCCCAGCUCGCUUUUCCUCCUUCGUGCUGCAGCCGCGCUCUUCCCAGGCGAACAUGUGAGAUCGCUGACCUGGACUUAACACGGCUAAAAGAUAGAGAUGACCACAAAACUCUACCACCACUUAAAGGCUUUCAUCUAUUCAAACUCUGAGUGAAGCAGGUUCUGACCUUCCUCCACUCUGAUGCCGGCCUGAGUCAGAUAGUCUGAAUUGCAGGUUUUGACUCCUCUGGCUUCAUCUCGGCUGUUUUAUUCCUAGUAAUUCUAAGGCUAGACUCCUAGAGUCCUUCGGAUGCCGGAGGAUGGAUGGAGGAGUGUACACUUCUCGUGGUUGUUUUUUAAACUGGUGUUUAGAUGUGUGCUCUUUCACUGUUAGAUGUCUGGAUGUGAUGAGACGACCGUAACGAACGAGGGAGUCUUUUCUUCGUCCUUAGAGCGAGACUUUUCUUCAUAGACUAACGAAAACUGGUGUUUGUGGUAAACAUCUCUUAAAAAGUGUGCUGUACAUAGCUCUCCACAUUCCCCGUGUGUGGUGUCAAACAGGCGACGAGUUGAGCAUGAAUUCCAAAGAUAAUUGGUAGAAACCGUUUACUGUUCUUGCUGAAAUGUUAGUGCCGGUUCAGAAACCUUUUCUUGAGAACUAAAGCGACGUUCACUGCACAAAACUCAUCUUCACCGUUCACCCCAAACUGAAGACAGCUGCCUUGAAAGUAUGUCUUUUGCAGGAGAGUUCAAAACUUGUUAUCCUUAAUUGUUGGUUAUAUUUAUAUAGGACUAAAAAUGCUUGUGAUGAUCUGUUUUUGUACAGUUUUAUGUACAUGCAAGUGAAGCUUUUUAAAUCUUACAACAAAAGCCGAUGGCAUAUAAAAAUCGUAAAGUGUUUAUUGAGAUGUGCACAUCUUGCCUUGGAUGGAUUGAUCUUUUUUGCCGAGUCAGUGUGAAUGUGGCUGUCGUAUGCCUGCACCGUAGUCAUUCACUGGCUCCUGUCACCGAGGGCUUUAUCAGAUUUUAUGUUUAUUGUGAACAGUGGAUUGUCCGAGCCGACUUGUUUGUUUGAUUCCCAUGUGUUUUGUUUUGUUCCGUUUCCGCAUGUUGAAAACAAACCCCUUGUAAUAAGUCCUUGCAAAGUUUGUAAUAAAAUGAGUGAAGGAAAAAAAAAAAAAAGAAAUACAUUUGCUUGGUGAGUCAUUGUUUAAGAAUGAAUCUAGGGACUGUGAUCUCUCCAUAAAGCUUUUUCAUUAAUAAAGCAAAUUGAUCUG
This is a messenger RNA of Sinocyclocheilus rhinocerous, 5879 nucleotides long. RefSeq names its product protocadherin 1a (gene pcdh1a). Gene Ontology annotation, cellular component: plasma membrane. The transcript is spliced from 6 exons. The coding region runs from base 512 to 4462 and encodes 1316 amino acids. NCBI's taxonomy places the organism in Eukaryota, Metazoa, Chordata, Actinopteri, Cypriniformes, Cyprinidae. Gene Ontology annotation, molecular function: calcium ion binding. The record is from RefSeq and is a predicted model, not a curated record. Gene Ontology annotation, biological process: homophilic cell-cell adhesion.